ACACCAAACUAAACCAAGCCAAGCCAAACAAAAACAAAAAAGCAAAACAAAACAAAAACACCACCGCCACCGCCACUGGAACAGUUUCUGCUCUCAAAAAAGGCAAGCCUCUUUCUCCCGAGUGAUCUUUAUAAUUUACACUCUUGGCCGUGAGCUUUCUUACUCCCUGUUUUUAUAUCUCUCCAUAGUCUCGACUCCACACACACGACCCAUUCUCUUAGUAGUGGGGUUAUUUUUAUUUUUAUUUAUUUUGCUUUCUUACUCGCACCUCAUACACACACACACACACUCACUCACUCACUCUCUCGGGAGAGAGAGCCAGAAGUCGGCGGGGUGUUUAUAUAAUGAAGAAUUAUGGGGUUCUUUGAUCGAGGCGUUCAAAUGCUUUUAACCACCGUGGGUGCUUUCGCCGCCUUCAGCCUGAUGACCAUCGCGGUGGGGACCGACUAUUGGCUCUACUCCAGAGGGGUUUGCAAGACUAGAGGUAUCAGUGAGAAUGAAACCAGCAAGAAGAACGAGGAAGUGAUGACCCACUCGGGCUUAUGGAGGACCUGCUGUCUAGAAGGGAACUUCAAAGGUCUGUGUAAGCAGAUCGACCAUUUCCCCGAGGAUACAGACUACGAGGCGGACACCGCAGAAUAUUUCCUCCGGGCUGUGAGGGCCUCCAGCAUCUUCCCCAUCCUGAGCGUGAUUCUGCUCUUCAUGGGGGGACUCUGCAUUGCAGCCAGUGAGUUCUACAAGACCCGACACAACAUCAUCCUGAGUGCUGGCAUCUUCUUCGUGUCUGCGGGUCUGAGUAACAUCAUUGGCAUCAUAGUGUAUAUAUCUGCCAAUGCCGGAGACCCCUCCAAGAGCGACUCUAAAAAGAAUAGUUACUCGUACGGCUGGUCCUUCUACUUCGGGGCUCUGUCCUUCAUCAUUGCCGAGAUGGUCGGAGUGCUGGCCGUGCACAUGUUUAUCGAUCGGCACAAACAGCUGCGGGCCACCGCCCGAGCCACGGACUACCUCCAGGCCUCCGCCAUCACCCGUAUCCCCAGCUACCGCUACCGCUACCAGCGCCGCAGCCGGUCCAGCUCCCGCUCCACCGAGCCCUCACACUCCAGGGACGCCUCCCCCGUGGGCAUCAAGGGCUUCAACACCCUGCCGUCCACGGAGAUCUCCAUGUACACCCUCAGCAGGGACCCCCUGAAGGCCGCCACCACGCCCACCGCCACCUACAACUCGGACAGGGAUAACAGUUUCCUCCAGGUUCACAACUGUAUCCAGAAGGAGAACAAGGACUCUCUCCACACUAACACAGCCAACCGCCGGACCACGCCCGUAUGAAGCCCGCUGCCAGGCCCGCGCCAGC
Echinops telfairi (small Madagascar hedgehog) is the source of this 1351-nucleotide messenger RNA. It is a transcript of the gene CACNG2, whose product is annotated as calcium voltage-gated channel auxiliary subunit gamma 2. The coding region runs from base 355 to 1326 and encodes 323 amino acids. Gene Ontology annotation, cellular component: postsynaptic density membrane; AMPA glutamate receptor complex; voltage-gated calcium channel complex. Gene Ontology annotation, molecular function: channel regulator activity; voltage-gated calcium channel activity. The record is from RefSeq and is a predicted model, not a curated record. Gene Ontology annotation, biological process: positive regulation of synaptic transmission, glutamatergic; neurotransmitter receptor transport, postsynaptic endosome to lysosome; calcium ion transmembrane transport. The transcript is spliced from 4 exons. NCBI's taxonomy places the organism in Eukaryota, Metazoa, Chordata, Mammalia, Afrosoricida, Tenrecidae.